CUUCAACCAAAAAAAAUCACACGUCAACGAAUCACAGCGGUGGCCGAAAACCGAAAGAAAAGUGUCAGAAAAUUUUCUCGCAGCUAGCUGUGAAUCGUAAGACUGUUUUUCGAUUAUUUUCCCCCGAAUAGAACAGAAAAUUUGUUUCAACCUUUCUGCUGAUCAUGAGCUCGUUUCGUUCGGUAUAAUUACCGUGUUUCUUUAAUUAGAGUCCGUAUACGGAAAGAAGCGGAACCGAAUCCCAGUCAGUUUCGAAGAAGAAAAAAAAACAUCGUUCCGGACCAGAAGAUGGCAGCUGAUGGAAAAUUGAAAAGAAAAGGCUCACUGGAUGAGCUGGUUCAGUAUGUGACACUGCACAUUCCAAACCCCGUUCUGUUGAACGGAAGCACACUGCCCUUCAUGGUAGUGCUGGCACUCUGGGGCUACCUCUGGGUAUUCGUGUACGGUGUCGAAGAGUAUUGGGAAGCUGGUUUGCUUACUCUGGCCGGGAUAGGAUUUUUGCAGGUUUUCGUAUGUCUUUGCUGCUUUUGGAGUGUUCACGUACAAACGUUUCUUAACUGCCGGAAGGCUGGCAGCGCAGAAACAGCUUUAGUAGCUAAAGUUGUCCCCACAGAAAACAACGGUUCGUCGGAACUGGUCAAGGUUCAUCGAACUAAGUUGGAUGAAUCGAGUAAAUCGGAGGCGAUCUACUGGUUUUUAUUUCAAAAGACUAAGUACGUGUGGGAUCCGAACAAAAAGCAGUUCCGCAGCGUCGAGUUCCCCAUCAACAAGACAUACGAGGAGUACUUUGAAUCCAAAGGGCACAUGGAAGAUUCCGAUGUUGCGCUAUCGGAAAAAACCUAUGGCAAUAAUAAUAUGGAAAUGGUUGUCCCGGAGUUCCUGGAAUUGUUUGUUGAACGUGCUACAGCACCGUUUUUCGUGUUUCAAAUCUUUUCGGUUUUGUUGUGGUGUCUGGAUGAGUACAUGUACUAUUCGUUGUUCACGUUAGGAAUGCUAAUCGCGUUCGAAUGCAUACUGGUCCAGCAGCAGUUGCGGAAUAUGUCCGAAAUUCGGAAGAUGGGCAACAAACCGUACUCGAUUAAUGUGUUUCGUAACCGCAAGUGGCGUCCGAUACGGUCUAAUCUACUCGUUCCCGGUGAUCUGGUUUCGAUUACGCGUUCUCAGGUCGAGAACUUGGUUCCGUGUGAUCUGUUGCUGAUUCGAGGCACGUGCAUUGUCGACGAGAGCAUGCUAACCGGCGAAUCGGUACCACAGAUGAAAGAAUCGUUGGAAAACACCGACGAACACAAGAAGGAACUCGACAUCGAAGCAGACGGCAAACUCUAUGUCCUGUUCGGUGGCACCAAGGUCGUCCAGCAUUCGUCUCCCAGUAAAGGUGCCAUGCGAGCUCCCGAUAGUGGUUGCAUAGGAUAUGUGCUACGGACUGGUUUCAACACUUCGCAAGGCAAACUACUUCGGACGAUUCUGUUCGGGGUGAAACGCGUUACGGAGAAUAAUCUGGAAACAUUUGCAUUUAUUUUGUUCCUAAUGGUAUUUGCGGUUACAGCUGCCGUUUACGUGUGGAUUAAGGGUUCCGAAGAUCCGGAACGGAAUCGGUACAAACUAUUCCUGGAGUGUACACUGAUCUUGACGUCGAUUAUUCCUCCGGAUCUACCGAUUGAGUUGUCUCUGGCUGUAAAUACCUCACUGCUGCAACUAUCCAAACUGUUUGUAUUUUGUACGGAACCGUUUCGGAUACCGUUUGCUGGAAAGGUGCAGAUCUGCUGCUUCGAUAAGACUGGAACACUGACGAGUGAUAAUUUAGUCGUUGAAGGUGUAGCCGGACUUAAAAAGGAUACUAGUAUUACGGCAAUUUGUGAGAUUCCAGAAUCAACGGCCCACGUUCUUGGAUCGUGUCAUUCGUUGGUGCAACUCGAUGAUGGAUUGGUUGGAGAUCCACUGGAAAAAGCCACCCUGACGGCCAUUGACUGGAAUCUAACGAAAGGAGAUUCUGUCGUACCAAAGCGAGGCAAAUUCAAACCACUAAGAAUCUAUCAACGGUUCCAUUUUUCGUCCUCGUUAAAGAGGAUGGCAGUACUAGCGGGUCAUCUGGUUCCGUUCAGCAACGAAACAUGCUACAUCGGAACGGUCAAAGGAGCCCCUGAAGUGAUAAUGAAAAUGUUAAAAUCUGUACCCGAAAAUUACGAAGAAACCUACCUAGAGUAUUCCCGUCGAGGAGCCAGAGUACUGGCGCUAGGGUACAAAUCAUUUGGUUCCUUGGAUAAUGCCACAAUUCGUGAGCUGAAGCGAGCCGAUAUAGAAAAAGAUCUCGAAUUCGCUGGGUUUAUCAUCAUCUCCUGUCCGCUCAAGCCUGACUCGAAGUACGCUAUCAAAGAAAUUAUUCAAGCAUCGCACAAGGUAAUGAUGAUCACCGGUGAUAAUCCGUUAACUGCGUGCCAUGUUGCUAAAGAGCUUCGUUUUACGAAGCGUACGCUGGUUGUGUUAACCAGAGUAGGAUCAGACUGGCAGUGGGAAUCAAUCAACGGGGAAAUUCGAAUUCCACUGGAUGAAAAGCGUACCGCGAAAGAUUUGUAUAAAGAACACGAUUUUUGUAUUACCGGGGAGGGUCUCCAGUAUCUGGACAGCGAACAUCACUCCUACUUACUUAAAUUAAUGCCGUAUGUUACGGUGUUUGCUCGGUUCGCUCCGAAGCAGAAAGAGUUUGUGAUAACAACGCUCAAACAGCUCGGUUUCUACACACUCAUGUGUGGGGACGGUACGAAUGACGUGGGAGCGUUGAAACAUGCCAAUGUCGGUGUUUCGCUACUGAGCCAUAUGCCAACAAAGUCCGAAAAACGACAAGUGCGAGGUGGAUCGGUAGAAUCGAACGCGAUCGAAAAAACGGAAAAGAAAAAGGAAAAACCAGACGAUCGCAAAUCUCUGACCCCCAGGGAGAGAGCAAUUUUGAAACAUCGAGAAAAUUUGAACUCUACACAAGACCGACUGCAGAAGGUUCUGAAAGAGAUGGACGAUGAGCAGGUCCCAUUCGUUAAAUUGGGCGAUGCCAGUAUUGCAGCUCCGUUCACCAGCCGAUCGGCGUCGAUCAACAGUGUGUGUCAUAUCAUCAAACAAGGACGCUGUACGCUCGUCACCACGCUGCAGAUGUUCAAAAUUUUAGCCCUGAACGCACUGAUUUCCGCCUACUGCCAAUCGGUACUGUACAUUGAUGGGGUCAAGAACAGUGAUACCCAGCUGACUCUGCACGGACUGUUGACUGCGGCCUGUUUUUUGUUUAUAACCCGAUCCAAACCGCUGAAAGUCCUAUCGAAACAAGCACCACUACCGAACAUAUUCAACCUGUACUCGGUGACAACCAUUCUAGCUCAGUUUGCGGUGCACUUCACAGCGUUGGUAUACCUCGUACAAGAGGCCAACGACCGAUCGCCUCCUAGGGAAGGCAAAGUAAAACUACAUUUGGAUUUAGGACCAGAUGAGAAAGAUGAAUUUGUCCCGAAUAUUGUCAACAGUACGGUUUAUAUCAUCAGUGUUACCAUGCAGAUCGCAACGGUGGCGGUGAACUACAAGGGUCACCCGUUCAUGGAAAGCAUGCGAGAGAAUCGACUGCUUUCGUAUGCGAUCCUCACGUCCAGUACAAUUGUUCUGUGUUUGGCCCUCGGUUUAGUGCCAGAUCUGUUAACCACCUUUGAAGUGAUCGAUUUUGAACCUGAUUUUCGAAAACUUUUGGUUGGUGUGCUGGUGGCUGACAUGAUUCUCGCCUAUUUAGUGGAUCGCAUUUGUUCGUUUUUAUUCGGUGAAAUGCGCAAAAAGACCGAUAUCGUUUCCUAAGUUGGCUUCCGGCUUUUUCAAAUUCGUAGUGCACAAUGCACAAUCAGCACUGAUGCAUUGCAGAUGCAUAUAAUAGUGUAGGAAAUAAAAGGAUUAUAGGGAAUACACAUUUUUUAAUGUUUUAGUACGCAAGUAUUCAAACAAUCACUGUAUGGAAGAUAGAGAAUACCGUAACCGAGCGAUAACAUAAUUUUAAUCCGAUUUACGAAUCUGAUAGAAGCGCGUUUAUAAAUGCAUCCAGCGUGGAAGAGUCCGACACGAUAAAAUGAUGCAAUCUUUUAACCCCGAGCAUUAAACUAAUUAAUAGACACAACAAGUUGCAGAGUAUGAAAACUAACCAGCAUCUGGAAGAGUAAAAAUUGAAUUUAUGUUGAGGUGUCUAGUAUAAAGACUUGUGUAAUGGAAGUGGAACUAGAUUAAAUAAUUCAAUGAAUUAAUGAAGAUUAAACGCAGAGUACGAACUGAGAAGCAAAUAUGUUCAAACAUCGUUCACUGGAUCUAUACACAUUUUAAAUAACUACGUUUUGCGAGUUUUCGUUAAAGUAAUGUAUGGCUCGUCGUGUAAAACCAAAUCUUUAAAAUAUAAAAGAA
Molecule: messenger RNA, 4416 nt
Organism: Malaya genurostris
Lineage: Eukaryota; Metazoa; Arthropoda; Insecta; Diptera; Culicidae
Product: endoplasmic reticulum transmembrane helix translocase
Exons: 6
Coding region: 289-3825 (1178 amino acids)
Biological process (GO): intracellular calcium ion homeostasis
Cellular component (GO): endoplasmic reticulum membrane
Molecular function (GO): P-type ion transporter activity; ATP binding; ATP hydrolysis activity
Source: RefSeq, a predicted model, not a curated record